This is a messenger RNA of Tetrapisispora phaffii CBS 4417, 1485 nucleotides long. It is a transcript of the gene MUM3, whose product is annotated as Mum3p. NCBI's taxonomy places the organism in Eukaryota, Fungi, Ascomycota, Saccharomycetes, Saccharomycetales, Saccharomycetaceae. Gene Ontology annotation, cellular component: endomembrane system. The transcript has a single exon. Gene Ontology annotation, molecular function: acyltransferase activity. The record is from RefSeq and is a predicted model, not a curated record. The coding region runs from base 1 to 1485 and encodes 494 amino acids.
AUGACAUUAGCAGAUUCAAUCGAAACAAAUGUAAUUGGGCCCAGAGACCAAUUUAAAGAAUGGACUUUGAAAGAUUGGAUUACGGUUGGGUGCCGAAUAAUCAUCAUAUUUAAAUAUAUUGUAUUGCAGACAAUUUUAUUGGGUUUCCGACAGUGUCUCAUUUGGCUUACUGAGGGAAGAGUGUACGAGAGAGGUAUAAGAAUUAAUAAUUCAAUAUGGAGAAGUAUACCAAUUUUGGGAUCCAGUUGUAUUACAUUGCUUCCGUCUUUAUUAGGUAAAUUGAGGAGUAAAUUAAUACCAUUUUUAAAUAAUUUGAUAAUAAUGUUGCAAUUAUUAUACCAAUAUCAUGUAGUAGACAUGACCUUUAAAAAUAAUAAUAACGUAAGAAUUUUUAUUACUGGCCAAAGUGAUACACUUCAACUGGAGGAAAACAAUCAACAGAUGACAAGUCUGUUGGUGGCAAAUCAUAGGUCACUUGUUGAUUAUUUUUUAAUAAAUUAUUUGUUACAAGAAAAUAGUACAAAUAAAUUGACUAAGUACGACAUAUUUAAGAACUUUCGAAACAUUGAAAGACUUGAGUAUCACAAGACAAAUUUCAUUUGCUGGGGAUCUAUAUCAAACUUUCCCUUCGUUAAAUUUUUUAUAAAUAUUUUCUACCAUGAUGAAAAUGUUGGCAUAUCACCCAUUGUAUUAAAAGAGAAUAUUUUACAAAAUGGCAAUCAAACUUUUGUUAUUUUUCCUGAGGUUAAUAUCAUGAGUACAGAACUUGCUUUAGUUCAAAGAAAAAUCAAUCAAGAGUAUUCAUAUACUACUAAAUUUUAUAAUGUGUUAUAUCCACGAUUUAAGACAUUUGUGAAUAUUAUUGAUGUCUUUGCCAACCUUAAGAAUGUCAAGAGACAAAAAUGUACUAAUAUAUUUGAAAACGGGAAAAAUAAGCUUAAUGAAAAGUUGGUAAAUAUUAUAGGCAAUGUGAGUAAAUCACACUUGAGGAAUAACUGCACUAGAAAUAAUAACCCCCAAAGUGUUUCCACACAAGGAUUAAAUCUUGGGAUUGAUUUUCUAUUGAAAAACAAAUUCAUCUCUGAGAAUUCCAACGAUCAGUCCUUAAACUUGAGAGGAGUUAGCAACGAUGAAAAGAAAAUGAAAACCAUUAUAUUGAAUGAUAAUCUAUAUAACAUAACAAUUGUCUACUACAAAUUAAAUUAUACAGAGAAAGGACAUGAUCAUAUGAACGGUUCAUUAAAACUUCACAAAGGUUAUCAGUUAGACCAAAUUAAUCCAUCAUUACUACAAAUGUUGAGACCCGGUAGAGAUAACUCAAGUAAGGAAAACCCGCCAAUUAUAGUCAUUGUCCAUAUCAGUAAACAUGAUAUUAACACAAUAUUAUCAUCCAAGGAAACAUCUCUUGAAAAAUGGCUGGAAAAUCUUUGGAAAGAAAAGGAUAUUUUAAUAGACUCGAUUGAAAAUGGAAUCAAUCUCAAUUAA